This is a messenger RNA of Fomitopsis serialis, 338 nucleotides long. RefSeq lists its product as uncharacterized. The coding region runs from base 33 to 248 and encodes 71 amino acids. The transcript has a single exon. The record is from RefSeq and is a predicted model, not a curated record. Lineage: Eukaryota; Fungi; Basidiomycota; Agaricomycetes; Polyporales; Fomitopsidaceae.
CGCCGCAAUCUUGUUGCGAGUCCCUUGUGGCAAUGGCAAAUUGGCAAUUGACUCGGACGACCAUCGCGGUCAAAGACACAUACUUGCGUAGUCUCAUACGAAGGCCCUUCACGAGCUCAGAGCGAAAGGCUUGUGUCGAACCGACGCAUCAGCAUACGACCGACUCCUCUGGGCUGCACUGGCAGGUAUCUUGUCAUGGGGGAACUCAACAUACGGAAGGAGUGGAUGGAUUCACUAGUGCUCUUUGACGGACCAUACUGACUGGUUUAACAUGGACCCAUUGAUAAUUACUAGCCGUCCUUCAGGCCUCCAUAUCUAUAGUGAACCGAAGACAUGCC